This is a messenger RNA of Procambarus clarkii (red swamp crayfish), 1279 nucleotides long. NCBI's taxonomy places the organism in Eukaryota, Metazoa, Arthropoda, Malacostraca, Decapoda, Cambaridae. The record is from RefSeq and is a predicted model, not a curated record.
GACGCCGACGACGACGACGGAGGAGCCCGGGUGGCGGGAGAAGCAGGAGGUGUUGGCGCGUCUCGACGACACCGUCAUCCUGCCGUCGGCCGCCAACCGGACGCCGGACACCAUUUGGCUCUUCUUCAACCGUGUCCCGCGCACUGGCGGCCAGACGCUGGUCUCCCUCCUCAAGUCUCUGGCUCAUGAUCUUGACUACCAGCACCAGGAGCACGUCUACAGGACCCCCUGGCAGAGGCUGAUGAGUGACGAGGAGCAGAAGAACCUGGCCACCUGGUUCGAGUACAACUUCUGGCCCAAGAGCUAUGACCGGUUCUCACUCUUCAUCAAUUUUACUAAACACAGGAGCCAGUACGUGAGUCAGCGCCCCGCCUACAUCACACUGGUGAGAGACCCUGUAGAGAAGUACAUCUCCCACUUCCGCUUCAAGCGAGUCAACCAAGAGAGAGUCAAGCUGGAGAUGGCGUUGAGGGAGAAGCAGAGACCAGGAAGUGGUCGGACGUGGUACUGGAGAAAGCUGGAAGAGUGCGUGCUGGAAAAUGACACUGAAUGUGACUUGAAAUCAGACACCAAUGACUUCACCUCUGCCAUCCCAUUUCUGUGCGGCCAGGACGAACCCUGCUUAAAACUGGGCAAUAAGUGGGCUCUGCAGAAAGCUAAAUUCCAUGCAGAAUAUGAGUACUCUGUGGUAGGGCUCGCGGAGCACUGGAACACCACGUUGGGAGUCCUGGAGCACUACCUCCCAAUGUUUUUCCAGGGAGCUCGACAGAGAUACUGGAGUCAAGAGUUUGAGGAUCAGCGUCUGGUAAAUAAGAACCCAAAGAAGUAUCCCAAGGUAUCGGAGCAAGUGUUGACGGUGCUUCGGCAGAGGCUGGGGUUGGAGUACGAGCUCUAUGAUUUCCUCCGGCAGCGGCUUCACCUCCAGCACCAGCAAGUGGCAGAAAAGUUAGCUGCACCCACUACAGAGCUCCCAACCAGGCCCACCGAAGUCCCACGUCUCGCCGUAUGGGACAGGAUGGACAUCGAGCUGAGGCAUUAAUUCUGCCAGAUAGCAUUCCUUUUUACUUGUGUAUUUAACCCUAUCUGGAAAUGCUUGCCCUAUCUGGCAAGGCAUUGCUGUCCGAUUUACCUCUAUGUAUCUAUCUGAUGAGGUUCCAAUUGCAGGCAAAAAACAAAUGAUAAACGACUACCUUUGCAAUGAAAUUGACUAAAAAUAGGUUAUUAAUUUGGGCUAGAUUCCCAGAAUUACUUGAGCAGCAUAGGAGGGAAUAGGCAGUUU